GUUUGCCAUCGUCGUCUAAUUAUGCUGGAAAGCGGAUACCUGCUCAUGGAUUACGUUUGGUAACUCAGAUAUACAAAUGCUAUCAGAGACCUGCGACGAGGACCAUCAUUAUCAAAGACAAGAGGAUCAACCUCUUCAGGGGCUUGUCCCGCAUUAUGCUUUCCUUGAGCCAGACCACUACCUCGUAUAGGAUCUUGGACAGUAGACCAGGAUGGCGCCUUGCGACUCCCGAACCGCCCUCGUACUCUUCGACUUUAUCAAUUAGCGAACAGUGCAUUCCCACCAAUAUCGGCCGGAUACUGGCACAUCCAGCAACGGACGCAUACUGUCUUGAUCUUCUGGCUUGCCACGAUAGCCGAAUCCGACAUCAGCCAAACUCACACAGGGAUGAAGAUGACGGUCGAGCACAGAUGGCAAGAUUAACUAUCAUGCGGGGCACUUCUACCCCGUUUUACUGAAUAGUUUGAUCCUGACAUGGUACUUAGACACAACAUUCGUGGCAUGUAGCGUGAAACCCACCGUGUCAAUCUGCCUCCCU
Molecule: messenger RNA, 538 nt
Organism: Aspergillus pseudotamarii
Lineage: Eukaryota; Fungi; Ascomycota; Eurotiomycetes; Eurotiales; Aspergillaceae
Exons: 1
Coding region: 156-458 (100 amino acids)
Source: RefSeq, a predicted model, not a curated record